CCCGCAUCUAGGCUCCUCCCGCGACCUUUACCAGAUCGUCGGUCCACCUAGUAGAAGGCCUGCCCACGCUACGUCUUCCAGCCCGUGAUCGCCACUCGAGAACUUUUCUGCCCCAACGGCCAUCGUCUCUACGAGCUAUGUGUCCCGCAACACACAAUGGUUAAAGACUUGUCUAUGUCUUGAGACACUGCGGUAUUUCGGACAUGGCAACGCUCAAUUUAAUAAUAUUGGCCGCUGUAUGCAUCACAGCUCAAGCAUUCCCACAAGACCCUCCGCCAUACAGAAACACCAUCUUCGGAGAUGAAAAACUUGAAGGUGAACCUUUCGAGAAUUUAGAUGAUUUCGAUCGCUUAUCUCAACUGUCUAGAUCCGAUGAUACGAUUAGCCCCUACCGAUUACCCACUACGACCAAACCAGAACACUACAACAUCUUGUGGAUGGUUGAAAUACCAGCAAAAUUCUUCUCUGGAGAGGUUGAAAUCCAACUGUACGCUACUCAAGCAGAUGUUAACGAAAUAGUCAUCCAUGCUCACGACCUGAACAUUACAUCGCUUGUGCUAAAACUGGAGGACACUGAGAUACCACAAACAUUCGUCUUGCAGCCAGAAUAUCAUUUCUUAAGAAUAACGCUCACAAACGGCGCCCUUCAAUAUAAUGCAACGAGUAGAGUUGUCUAUUCACUGAAUAUCGUCUUCAAUGCUCCUUUGAGGACUGAUAUGUACGGAAUUUACCAGAAUUGGUAUAGGAACAACGCCAGUGAUGCAGAGAGCUGGAUGGCUUCAACCCAGUUCCAAGCGACUUCUGCACGCUUGGCGUUCCCGUGCUACGACGAGCCCAGCUUCAAGGCUACCUUCAGCAUCACUGUCAGGAGACCCUCCACCUUCACCAGUUGGUCAGGCAUGAGGCUUCAGCAGACCAGAAAUAGCACAUUUGAUGGUUACGAAGAAGACGAUUUCUAUACUACACCAGUAGUGUCUACAUAUCUUCUGGCAAUAAUAGUGGCUGAGUAUGAAACACGCGAGGUGUUUGAUGUGAACGGUAAUCUUGUCUAUGAAGUUAUAGCUCGGCCCAACGCUAUUAACGCUAAUCAAGGAGAGUAUGCGCUGGAAGUUGGACAGUAUCUUUUGGCUGAAAUGAGCAAUCACACAGCCAUCGACUAUUACAGCGUUAACCCUAACAUGAAGAUGACACAGGCUUCCAUUCCUGAUUUCUUUGAUGGGGCUAUGGAGAACUGGGGACUGUUAACUUAUAGAGAAGCUUACCUUAUGUACGAUCAAGAUCACACAGACGGCCACUUCCUACAACGAAUCGCUUACAUCUUAUCCCACGAAAUCGCCCACAUGUGGUUUGGUAAUCUCGUCACUUGCGAUUGGUGGGACGUGUUGUGGCUCAACGAAGGAUUCGCCAGAUAUUACCAAUAUUACUUAACAGAUUGGGUUGAAGAGUAUAUGGGUCUUGGAAUUCGUUUUGUCAACGAGCAAGUACAUACGUCAUUGCUCACUGACUCCGCCAACAAUCCUCAUCCAUUAACUGCCACUGGCAUUCAUAGUCCCACUGAAGUCAGGAGUAUGUUCUCGACAAUCAGUUACAACAAGGGUGCUGCAAUUAUCAGGCAGACUGAGCAUCUUUUAGGAUUUGAUGUUCAUAGAGAAGGAUUAAGGCGCUACUUGACUGAAAGAUCUUUCGACACUGCACUGCCCAUUCAUCUCUUCGAAGCUCUUCAAACCGAGGCUGAGGCUUCUGGUGCUAUUUCGGAGUACGGAAACGAUUUCAAUUUUAUUGAUUAUUACAAAACUUGGACUGAACAGGCCGGACAUCCAGUACUUAACGUUCAGGUUGACCACCAAACUGGCCAGAUGAUGAUCUAUCAGCGUCGCUUCAACAUAAACAGCGGUUACUCUACAACUACAACUAACUGGAUCGUUCCCAUCACGUUUGCUACGGCCAGUAACCCAGACUUUGAAGAUACUAAGCCAUCUCAUAUAAUCAAAGAUGCUGUUUCUGUCAUUAACCGCAACAGCACCGGUGAUGAAUGGGUCAUUUUCAACAAACAGCAAACUGGUUUUUACAGAGUUAACUACGAUGACUAUUCAUGGAACCUAAUUAUCAACUCUUUGAGAGGUCCAAACAGAACACAGAUCCACCACUACAACAGGGCUCAGAUUGUAAACGACGUGUUUCAAUUCGCCCGUUCUGGACUCAUGACUUACACCAGAGCUUUUAACAUCUUGUCUUUCCUUGAGAACGAGACGGAAUACACGCCAUGGGUAGCCGCCAUCACUGGGUUUAACUGGAUCAGAAACAGACUUGUUGGUACUUCUUACCUGAGUGAUCUUGAUGAGCUGAUAAUAAAAUGGGCGACCACAGUGAUGAAUCAAAUCACUUACUAUCCGAUCGCCAACGAAUCGUUCAUGCAGUCGUACCUGCGAUAUCAACUGGCACCCUUCAUGUGCAACUUGAACGUAUCCGCAUGUUUCGAGGCUGCUGUCAGCCAGUUUGAACUAUUGCGUUAUGCUAAUAUUGAAGUGCCAGUUGACAGUCGUACCUGGGUUUAUUGCAAUGCCCUCCGUCAAGGUACAGAAGAGGAUUUCAACUUUCUUUGGAACCGCUUCCUGAACCAUAAUGUUUAUACCGAGAAGAUCUUGAUACUUCAAACCUUGGGUUGUACACCUCAUGAGGCUGCGCUUAACAGGCUUCUUGACGCGAUAGUGGAGGACAACUACAUCAUCCGAUCGCAGGACUACACAGGGACCUACAAUGUCGCCGUCAACGGCAAUGAAGGGAACACCCAGAUUGUCUUACGCUACAUUCAGAGGAACAUCACAGCUGUUGCUAACGCGUUCGGCACGAUUUUGACUCCUGUGAAUUAUGCCACUCCUCUGUCUUACAUCACACCUCGGCUGAGAACUGUCCAAGAGAUCGAAGAUUUUGAAGACUGGGUCGUCGCUAAUAUGGACGUGUUUGGCACCAGCUACAGUUCUAUUUACAACAGCAUAGAGUCUACCCGCCAGUCGCUCCAGUGGGCUGCCGACGUUCAAAGUGACAUAGAGUAUUACCUAAACGAGGGUGAUGAGACAUAUGAAACCAGUACGUCUCAACCCGUCGUCCCUGAAGAACCGGUCACGGUCACAGCGCCGCCGUUGGUAGAGCCAACUACUCCCGAGUUGCCGGUUGAGGAGGUGGACGUUAGUACGUCUUCACCAGUCACUGUUGAACCUGACGUCACUGUUGAACCUGACGUCACUGGUGAACCUGUGACUGUUGAUCCUAUCAUCACUUCUGAACCCAUCUUCACUGACGCACCAACCACGCCGCCUAUGGAUGAUGAAGUUACUACUGCGCAGCCAGAUUCCGCCAACACAGCUUUGUUAUCAGUUGUCGUCAUUGCCUUCGCUGCGGCUGUAAAUGUAGGCUUCUAAAAUAAUGUUAGUCAACUUGAAUGCUGUAUACCUUUACCUACUGUGCUCGCAACAUUAUGUUUGUGGAAAUAAUUUCUAAGAUAACAUCAAAAAUACCUUUAUAUUAAGAGGUAAUAACACGCAUUUGAAGUUCAAUAAUACCUAUUGUACUUUUCUAUAAUUAUAUUAACUAAUACAAGUGACAAAUUUUUGGCUGCUUAAUACCAAUAAUUGAUUGUAAUUACCGGCUUAUUCCAACAACCCCCUGAAAAAGGGAAAUUCGAUGUACUGAAAUGUCUUUUCACUCAUGAAGUAGGACGUAUCUUCUUAUUCAUUUAGGAUUGUAUUUAAUGAGGUAGGUAGGAACUAUAAUUUUAUUUUAAAGAUAAUAUUAUAAUAUUUUUAUAAUCAUAAAUAGGAAAUAAUUUUUUAUAUUAAAAU
Messenger RNA from Ostrinia nubilalis (European corn borer), 3839 nucleotides. Its product is annotated as membrane alanyl aminopeptidase-like. The record is from RefSeq and is a predicted model, not a curated record. Lineage: Eukaryota; Metazoa; Arthropoda; Insecta; Lepidoptera; Crambidae. Gene Ontology annotation, cellular component: cytoplasm. Gene Ontology annotation, molecular function: peptide binding; zinc ion binding; metalloaminopeptidase activity. The transcript has 15 exons. The coding region runs from base 204 to 3419 and encodes 1071 amino acids. Gene Ontology annotation, biological process: proteolysis; peptide catabolic process.